Bipolaris oryzae ATCC 44560 is the source of this 336-nucleotide messenger RNA. RefSeq lists its product as uncharacterized. Bases 1 to 336 code for a protein of 111 amino acids. Lineage: Eukaryota; Fungi; Ascomycota; Dothideomycetes; Pleosporales; Pleosporaceae. The record is from RefSeq and is a predicted model, not a curated record. The transcript is spliced from 3 exons.
AUGAAGUCUAUUCUUGUCACCGUGUUUUUGCUUUUGGCACCUGCACAAGUGUUGGCAAACUACCCAGUCAAGCUAUGCUGUGGGCCAGGAACACAAGGACGAGAUAAAGAUCCACCGUUCAAUUGCGAGAACCAUUCCGGCUCUAUGCUUUGUUGUGUCAACGCCGAUAAGGCCGAUCCUCAGGAUAAAUGUAAGGUGGGAAUGGAUGCGCAUCGUCUGGCUGUCGCAGGCCUGGAGAACCCAGAAAGACGGGGACAUGAUACUUGCCGCUACACCGUAGGCAGGGACCCGGUACAUGGUUUUCGAUGGUGUGCCAAAACUGGUAGCAGCUGGUAA